AAUUUAGUUUAAAAAUUUCCUUCUAUCAUCAUUUUACGCUUAAAAUCACUUCUAAAUGCAGUAAAACGCAUUUUUGUAUCGAAAAUACAUAAUGUAUUUGUGAAACGGUUCAAAAAAAUUCAACCGAACGUUCGCAGCCAACAGCUGCCACAGUUGAACCCACCCUUUUCCCAAAACACACGAUACAUAAAACGAGUGGCUGCGUACUGCCUCACAUCGUGACAACAAUUUUUGACACAUGCAAUGAAUAAUUUCGUGUCCCUGCGUGCUUCUUGGUAAUUUCGGUCACGAAAAUGACCUAAUGAAAUAAUCUUAAUAGAUCUAAUGUGAAAACAAACAAUUCUAUCACAAUUGGAUUUUAACAUUCAACCGGUAAUUUCAACCCCCGUGUGUCACAUCCAACGCAAACAGCUGUACAAACCUUGACCAAAAACAUAAAACAGCCAUCCCCUUGCUGGUGCAGCUGUGUUGGUGAGCUCGGUUCGGUUCGUCUGUGUUGUGUGUACCACCAGCAGAAGCAGCAGCAGCAGCACAAGCAGCACCAGUAGCAUAGCAGAAGCAUAACUUUCUCGUCCUUUACACCGUCGAUGACACACAAAAGCGUGCAGAGACACAAAGUGCAACAUUUUUAAAGGGGAGCACAGCAGGGCAGUGAGUGUGCGUGGUGUGGUGUGGUGCGGCAGAUGCUUCUAGUGGGUGUGCUGCUGCUUUGUGUGGUGGCUGAGAGUUUGUGCAGAAAAAAGAAAACGUCUUAUCCACCAAACGCGUUGUAAGUGCAAAUCAAAAGCCAAGUGAAAAGUGUGUAUGCAUGUAUGUGUGUGCGUGUGUUUGUAUCGGGGAGAAAAUCUCACACGCACUCGAUAAUUGUCGUGGGUUGACUUCGCUUGUUUUCUUUCCAUUCCAUUUCGAUACGGUACGGUGAGAGGGUGUGUUUCGUUCGUUCAGCUGCCUCAGUUCAGUAGCAUUAAACCACGCAGCAUUACCACCAAUACCAAAGGGAAUACAUCAAGGAGAUUCUUCUCCGCUGCCUUCCUCCCUCCUUCCUUCACUACGAAGAACCUCAACUCCAAGACACAAACAAACAAAUUACGGCUUCUGGGGGUCUGUGCAUUUCUUCCACCAAUUUGGCUCACGCGCGUGCUCUCUCUUGUUCCGUCGUGUUGUACACGCAAUCGCCGCCGCUCUACCACACGGCGUAACUUUUCCAGCCAAACCACCAGCAGUGCAAUGAAGUGGUAGUUCCGUUCGGGUUUUAAUGGAGUGUUAGAAGGAGUAUUUAUUGAGCGGAUAUAGUGCUCCGUCCCCCCCCCCCGGGAAAGUUCUUAAAUUCCAGUGUUUUAAAAAAAAGGGAAGCCGCUCAGUGUGUGUUAAAAGUGACCAGAGCAACAACGGUUACCAAGCAAAGCAGGCGGCCCGCUGCCGAAACUGUUGAUAUCAUCAUCAAUCGUGAAGAUCGAAUUUCGUGUGCGUUCCUUUUUCCGAUACCGGCCGCAUUGAGUGCGCGUGAAAGUAGUGGCGUGGAACGCUAUUUCCACCUUCUCUUCCUCUCUCCUUUUCAAAGUGUAGAUGUGUGUGUGAGUGCGUUUUACGGCCUGCAACCGUUAAAAGCAUAAAUUCUAAUCGACCCCAAAAACCCCCCAAUCCGCCCCAAGUGGCACGGUUCAAUUCGGUGCUUCGUGUUAAAACCUGAAAAGUUAAAACCAUUCAACCUAGCCCCUGUGUGUAUGUGUGUGUGUGUGUUUGUGAUUGCGUGUGGAAAUAAAUUUCCCUUCACCGCCGUGCGGGAGGGUACACACACACACAGUGUGCCUCGAUACGCUCGUAGGCCGGCAGCGGUCCAUUAGAACAGUGCGGUGCGCACCCAUUUCCCACACGGACGCCGACCGUCGCGGGUCCGGGGGCCGUCGAAAUUAUGUUAAAAGUGAUUUACAUCCUCACGAUUGCCGGUUGUUUACACACGCCAGUGACUUUCGGUCGCGAACAGCAGCAGCAGCAGUACCAGCAGCAGCAGCAGCAGCACCAGCAAAACCAACCGAACCAUUACACCUCGGACACCUCCAAUGGGCUGACAUUUACGCCGUCCGGUACGGCCGGAUACGCCCGCACGGCGUCGGCGGGCAAUGGCAGCAGCAGCAACAGCUACUCACCAAAUGGCAAGUUUAAGCGGCGAAAGAAGACGGAAAAGCUGCACCAGCAGCAGCAGCAGGAUGCGCUCGAGGAGGACACGAUCGAGCCGGGCGUGUGCCAGGUGUACACCGGCACCACCUGCGAGCAGUACCUCCGCAACCAGACCGUCUUCGUGACGCCCGACAUCACGAUGGAGAUACUGGAGGAGCGACUAAAGUCGGCGUACGGCGUGAUCCGCGAGUCGAAAGACAUGAACGCCAACUGUCGCGUGUACGCACUGCCCAGCCUGUGCUACAGCAUCCUGCCCGUCUGCCGGACGCCCGAGCUGACCAACCAUCAGUACUUUGCGAACCGUGCGGCCGCCGAAGCGGCCCAACGGGCCGCCACCAUCGGCCGGGGGAAGAUGCGAGCGCACGAGAAGAAAAACAAUCGCAAACAGCUGCUGGUGAAAGCGGCCCUUUCGACAGUCACAACACCGUACGAAGAGCGCGGCAACGGGACACUCACCACCACGGAACGGCUGCGGGUGUACUUUAGCGGUGGCGUAACGCCCGAUCUCGGCGGGCGCUUUUUCGACGGUGAAAUUGUGACGGAAAACUCGUUGCCACCGCGGUACGAUAAUGCGCGCCGCGGUCGACGAGCUGCCGGCCAUCAGCAGUACGUGCAGCCGGGCGAGGAAAUAACCGUUCUAUCGUACACCUCGUCCUCGUCGGGGCCGAAAAAAUCCUACCCACCAACGCGGAACACGGAAAACCUGCGGCGCAUCUGUCGCAACGACUGUGAGCUGCUGGAGAACGAGCUGUGCCAGAAGGAGUACGCUAUUGCGAAGCGACAUCCAACCAUCGGGCAGAAGCUCCCACUGGAGGAGUGUGACGAUCUGCCACUGCAGAAGAGUGUCGAUGGGACGAUCCUGAACGGCAUCGGAGGGCUAGGGAGUUCGGGCGAUAUGGAGUGUAUGCGGUUGGGGAUCGAUUUGGACAUUAAACCGAACGAUGAUUGCUACUGGGAGAAUGGCGCUAGCUAUCGGGGCAUCAUGGACCGUACGAAGUCUUCGAAAAUUUGUAUGCGCUGGUCGAAGCUGAUGCACACCAUGUCGGAAUUUCCACAUCUGGCCGGUCACAACUACUGCAGAAAUCCACCACACGCCGGUCCAAUGGAUGCACCCUGGUGCUACGUGGACAUGCAAAAAACCAUCGAGUACUGUGACAUCCCAAAGUGCUCGGAGCGAAUGUGGAUGUACAUCAUCAUCGGGUUCGUCGCCGUCAUCUCGCCCCUCUUCAUCGGUAUUGGCGUGUUUUGCUGCCGAAAGUAUCGCAAACAUGGCGUCUCGAACAUCCAAAAUAUCAAUCUACCUAACGCGGACAAGAACAUCUACGGUAACUCGCGGCUCAAUUCUCCAAUCGAGAUGACCUCCCUUAUUGCUAACCAGUCGUCCACGGGGGCCGCUAGUCGCAAUGCCGAAAACGGUGGCAUUCAGGGAUUAACGACGGGCCAGCCCGGGAAUGGCCAUAACCCGGGCCAAUCGUCUCAGUCGCGUAACAACGGUAUCUCGCGCGUCCCACAGUACACACUGCAGGACGUACGGUUCGUGGAGGAGCUGGGCGAGGGUGCUUUCGGCAAGGUGUACAAGGGUGAGCUAACGCAGAAGAACGGCGAACGAAUCUUCGUUGCGGUGAAAGCACUAAAAGAGAAUGCGAGUGCUAAAACGCAGGCAGACUUCAAGCGGGAGAUUGAGCUGAUAUCGGACCUGAAGCAUGACAACAUCGUGUGCAUUUUGGGGGUGGUGCUGAAGGAGGAACCACUCUGCAUGCUGUUCGAGUACAUGGCCCAGGGUGAUCUGCACGAGUUCCUGAUCGCCAACUCACCGAACGAGGGGAAAUCGCUUAGUCAGCUGCAGUUUCUACUAAUAGCGCAGCAGAUCUGCGACGGAAUGGAGUAUCUUGCAAGUCAUCAUUACGUGCAUCGGGAUCUGGCAGCCCGGAACUGUCUGGUGGGUGACAACUUGACGGUGAAAAUCUCCGACUUUGGGUUGUCGCGUGACAUCUACAGCUCGGAUUACUAUCGUGUUCAGUCAAAGUCACUUCUUCCCGUACGCUGGAUGCCUUCGGAAUCAAUUCUGUACGGGAAGUUUACCACCGAGAGUGACGUUUGGUCGUUCGGUGUGGUGCUGUGGGAAAUCUACAGCUACGGUCUGCAGCCGUACUACGGAUACAGCAACCAGGAGGUGAUCAAUAUGGUACGCGCCAGACAGUUGCUACCGUGUCCCGAGUCCUGCCCAAGUGCUGUCUACUCGCUGAUGGUGGAGUGCUGGCACGAGCAAGCAGUACGACGACCCACGUUCCCAGAGAUUGGCCAUCGGCUGAAGAUAUGGUACCAAGCGCAGAAAAGAAGUGAACAAAACGAACAGGGAGGUUUCAACCGCAAGGGCUCGAUGCUGAGCGUCAACACGAAUCGCAUGUCCUCGCAGGGCAACUUGAACAUUGCCACCCCGUCGUCCUCAUCCAGCCAUCACUCGCUGAGCCGGGAGCGUAAUGGAGACGGCCGCUCCGAUCAGCAGCUGCAGAUGCAACAACAACAACAACAACAGCAAGCCCAACCACUGCUUGCCCAAUCGCAGCAGCGCAAACAUCAUCAUCAUUCGUUGGAGCGCGAAAAAAUCCUACGAACAAAUCAAUUACAACAUCAACAGCAGCAACAGCAACUGCAGCAGCAGCAACUUCAGCAAGCUGGACCACCUCAUACGGUCACUUCCCGGCCGCAUCAUCAACAUCACCAGCAUCACCAUUCGCUGGACCGUAGCAACAGUGCGGCGGCCGGCCGGCUGGACGAAUCGAACGCCUCCGCUGGCGAUCAGUUCGAGACGCAAAGCAACCGCAGCUUCUACCACAAUGCGAGCGCAAGUCGAAGCAACAAGAGCAUUCACUCGAUGCAGGAACCGGGUCAGCACCAUCACACCAGCAACCACCAUGCCCAUCCGCACCAGCAGCAGCACCAUGGGCACCACGGCGGCCAGCAGCAGCCAUCGAUGGGACACCCGCAGGGAUACAAAAACUUUAGCCUGCCGCGGAAAAGCAUCGACAGCGGGCACGAGUACGGGCUGGACGGUGCGUCCGGUGCGGAUCUGGCCAGCCUGGCUGCCGCCAGCUGCAGUCCCGGCUAUCCGGCCGCCGGCAACCGGGCGGAGAUGAAGGCACGCCCACCAAAGGACCCGCACCGGCAUCACCACCAUCAUCACCAUCACGGUUCGGGCCGGAGCAGCCGGAAUCGGAUCGAUGCGGUGGCGGCCGUUGGCAGCUCUAUCUCGUCGCUGCCCGGUAGCAGCGAUCUAGCGUCCGAGCUAGACCGUCAGGCACAGCACAUACCAAAGAACAGCACACAGUCACUGGUUGCCGGUCAGCAGCAACAGCAGCAGCCGAUGGCUGGAGCAGCACAACCACCGAUGCCACCGAUCGGGCGCAAACCGAGCCACAGCGGAAGCAUCCUCAGCGUGGCCAGCAGUACGAGCGAGCAGGCGUGUGGGAUCAGUUCCUUUCAGCCCGGUUUCAGCUCACCCGCGCCAACAGUGACGGCGAACGGAGUCGUCACUGGUGUUGGUGACGCCCCAAUGCUGCCACAGAGCGUUCUAAUGCAGUCGUCUUACCACGAAGGCUAAUGCGUUUCGUUUCAAAAAAAGGCCGUUUUAUCAACUAGCGUAGCGUAGAUAAGGAUAAACAGAUACUCCCCACAUCACAUCAUCCCCAGUGAAUAUGUUCUACAUGUCACCUCCUGUGUGGCAUAGAACACAACCAGAUAUAGAGAGAGCGUUGGCAGUUGGCAGUAGGCAAGUUCGGUUUCAUUUCAAUUCACAUACAUUGCAAAACCCGCUCAAAACCACAGCACCGGAUCCUUCACUCUGGAUGGUGUGCCAUGUUUCUCGAUCUCAAACAUUGGACUGCUAGUGCAUUAGGAAUUAGGCGUUAGGGAAUGGGACACACCACGUGUUCAUUCAUUUUCCAUUCAAAUCUCAUUUC
Messenger RNA from Anopheles coluzzii, 6137 nucleotides. RefSeq lists its product as uncharacterized. Lineage: Eukaryota; Metazoa; Arthropoda; Insecta; Diptera; Culicidae. The record is from RefSeq and is a predicted model, not a curated record. The transcript is spliced from 7 exons. Gene Ontology annotation, molecular function: transmembrane receptor protein tyrosine kinase activity; protein binding; ATP binding. Gene Ontology annotation, biological process: positive regulation of kinase activity; multicellular organism development; cell surface receptor protein tyrosine kinase signaling pathway. Gene Ontology annotation, cellular component: signaling receptor complex; membrane. Bases 1913 to 5779 code for a protein of 1288 amino acids.